Messenger RNA from Paramecium sonneborni, 650 nucleotides. The record is from the annotation of a GenBank genome assembly. Lineage: Eukaryota; Ciliophora; Oligohymenophorea; Peniculida; Parameciidae.
GAAUUAUUAUUGGAUGUACAAUUGCAAACAUAUUAUCACAACUAUUAGAAUGAGUAAAUUCUACAUUCUCUUUUCUAUUUUUUAAGUCAGUUUAUCUAUAAUCCUUUUGAUCUAUGUAUGAAAUAUAUACAACUAGAUUAUAACAGAUCCAAUCCGAAAGUACUUUUAUCAUUUAUAAAUUACUUUAGUUUACAUCAAUCUAUUGUUGUCUAAGCUGAAGUUAUACUUACCUUGGCAAUCCUUAUUGAUAUUACUUUGAGAAUUAUUGCAGAAAAUAAAGUAUAUUAUUAAUUUAUUUUGUAAAGCUUUUCUUUAAGGAUAAAUGGAAUCUCAUGGAUUUAGCAUCUUUUAUUAUUAUACUUAUUUUACUAAUUAUCUUUUAUUCUAUCAAUAAGUAUAAUCCUUCUAUAAUAAUCAAGUGAAUUCAUUGCAAUAAUUGAUGAUGUGAUUGGAUUAAUUGUCAUGGUGUUAAGAUAUGUUGUCCAAAUUAUUAGAUUAGUUUUACUAAUUAAAUAGUAAGAAUAGUAUUAAAUAGAUCACAUAAGGUUAAACAACUCUAAUAAAUUGAUGAUAUCAAAUUUGAAUAGGUAGAUAAAUAAAAUGAGGAAACUAUCGAUAAAUAAUAAUAAGAAGUUGAUACAAAUUUAUGA